AUGGCUAACUCGCUGGGCAACCUGUCUGCAUCUGCCCUAUUUAGCGCUGCUGGCCAGACGGUGCUUAUCACAGAAGGGUGCUCUAGAACAGGUAUCAUCGCCGCAACCACUCUCGUAGAGAACGGUGCCAGGGUGUACAUAGCUUCUAAAGACGAAAUACGACUCCAAGAGUCAAAAAACGCCCAGAUACAGGAGGAGCUUAGCAGACGUGGCCCAGGAAGUUGUGAUUAUAUCGUAGCCAACCUUGAGGAGUCACGAUUUAGAGAUAGUAGUUGGGACCUAGAGUUGGCCUCCCAUGUCAAGAGUUUGCUCUAUGUUACCGGUGGUUUGACGGAAUCGCUCGCCAAAGCCGCAACCUCCUCAAUUCCUGGACGUAUUAUUAAUAUUCCGAUCCAGGUCCUCCGAGAUUGUCGUGAGGACCGGGCUGAAGCCGAACAGGCAUUGAGCUACGACACCCACAAAUCAGCCGUGAGCCACCUCACCACGGUACUUUCGACAUCUUUAGCCUGCAAGCAUCUAAGGUGA
Rhizoctonia solani is the source of this 525-nucleotide messenger RNA. RefSeq names its product rhamnolipids biosynthesis 3-oxoacyl-reductase. The coding region runs from base 1 to 525 and encodes 174 amino acids. The record is from RefSeq and is a predicted model, not a curated record. NCBI's taxonomy places the organism in Eukaryota, Fungi, Basidiomycota, Agaricomycetes, Cantharellales, Ceratobasidiaceae. The transcript is spliced from 5 exons.